This is a messenger RNA of Magnolia sinica, 366 nucleotides long. RefSeq lists its product as uncharacterized. The transcript is spliced from 2 exons. NCBI's taxonomy places the organism in Eukaryota, Viridiplantae, Streptophyta, Magnoliopsida, Magnoliales, Magnoliaceae. The coding region runs from base 66 to 278 and encodes 70 amino acids. The record is from RefSeq and is a predicted model, not a curated record.
GAAAAAAAUAAAUUAAAUUAAAUUAAAAAAGAAGAAGAAGAAGAAAAGAGAGAGAGAGGGAGAGAAUGGAUGCAAUGCAAGUCGCACUUCCUGUGUUGGGAAUCUUUGCAGCUGCUGCUGUUGUCUUCUACGCCGUCAGCUUCGCUGAGAUCAGAGAGAAAUCAUUUAGAGAGUUGGACGAAUCGGAUUCUGAAAGUGGUGGAUUCAAGUCCUCACUGAGCUCGAGAAAGCGACGAGCUAGAAGAAAAGCUGAAAAACAACAAGGAAGUAGAGAUUGACUCGACUUUGUUUCCUUUCUUUAUUUCUCUUGAAAAGAAAAAGCAAAAGCAACAAGCAUGCGAAUUUCACCUAAUAUGAUUUUUUAUU